UAGAUCGAGGAACCUAGUUGAGUUGAGAAGCCGAAUCCAAAUUUGAAAUAACCAACAACGACUUUGCGUUUAGGAUUGACCCCUUCUUCACCAGCAAAAUUUCUAGGUUUUCUCUUCUUCUUCCCUAUCACACAAAAAUCUCAAUUCUAAUUUAGUUUCGGUUCUGACCCACCGAUCAAUCCCUCUUCUUUUUAUGGAGGCAGGGUUCCGUUUUUUUUUUUUUUUUUUUUCGUGUCGGUUUUGUUCAAUUUGAUGCAUGUUUAGCUUUUAAGUUCAGCUUCUUCUUCUUCUUCUUCUUCUUCUUCUUUAAUUAGGGUUUGGUAAUGGAUAGUGUGGAACACAUGAAUGUUUGAAUUUUAUCUGCGUCAUAGUUGUGGAGGCGAUGGGUUUUCUUUUUAUUUUUGGGGCUUUUGCAGCAUAUUAUAAUAAAUGCGAAUAAAAUGCUAUUUUGGGAUAAAUGGAGCUUAUACAGAUGCAUAAUAUUUUUUGCAGAAUUAUUAUAUCCGCGUGAUUCCUGCUUUGCUGGUGUAGUGAGUGAUGGGAAAACGUGUCUUAAGAGAGAACUUUCAACCCCAGACUUGUUCUGGGAAGAGAGCAAAAAAAACUGUUCAGGGGAAAGGGAAUUUAAAAAAUACUGUUUUCAUUGACGUAGACAGUUAUCAGGGUGAUGAUGUGAUAAUCAUAGAUUUGUCUGAGUUUGGGCCACAAUUUCAUGGGUCCAGUGUGCCAAGUAGAGACAGAACAUAUACGCCUCAGAGGGUUAUCAGCAUUGAUGACGAUGAUGAUGACGCCGAUGAUGAAAGUGGUGAUGAUGAUGAAAGUGAUGCUGCAACCCAUCGUGGAAUCAUUUCUGAAGGAGUUGGGGAUUUGGACAGCGAUGCCUCCUCAAGCAUAAAGUUAUCUCCUGCCCCAAGCUGUAUGCAAAAUUCUGUACACGUAGAUGUAGAUGAUGGUCAUGUCAAUGAAAAGGAUUCUACAAAGGAUACUGGCAGAAAUCGAUAUGGUUUAGAUGGGUCUGAAAGUGAGUCACCGGAGAGUGAUUGUUCUGAUUGUGAACUCAUGGAUCGUGAACAGUGGGAAAAGGUUUUGUUUGAGAGAAAGCACCAUGUGUUUAAUGAUCAAUCUUGUUAUGAUGAACAUGCCAGUUCUUCUGGUGUCCAUAGCAAUAUUUACGCUGAUGUCGAAGUAGAAAAUAUGAACGAACAGCAUGCAGGAAACCCUGUAUAUUCUGGUCCCAGCAAUGGUGAAUAUGUCAAGGAGAAUCAAUCUUCCUUCUCUGUUAAGGGUGAUGGUCAAGUGGAUGACAUUAAUUUUAAUCUUGGGACAGAAAAUUCUUUCAAGGAUUCUGAUCAGCAAGUUAGGCAGGACAGUUUCAAAUCUCCUGGGUCUGAAUCCAUAGAGGAAAUGCAAUCUUUGCGUCAAGGUUGUGAUAUUGAGCAUGGAGAAAGGACAAGAGGUGAAGAAUUGGAUGGUAAAGAGUCUGAAUGUAUUGGCAUGAGCCAAGAAGUACGUGAAAGGCAAGUUGACAACAAUGGAUCUGCAUUUAUGAGCAAAGAUGACAAUUUAGCUGAAGUGAAUUUUAACUGUAGCUCUUUUGAUGAAAGACAUGUCAAUUGUGAUAGGCUUGUGUUACAUGCUCAAGAUGGUAAUCUUACUGCUUCAAAUGAGAGAGAUAUAAUUAACAAAAGAGAAAAGCUUAAGGAGACUGAUGAAUAUAAACAAACCAUAGAAGCAGAAUGGGCAUCCAGGCAGAAGCAAUUGCAAAUUCAGGCAGAGGAAGCACAGAGAUUACGCAAAAGAAGAAGGGCUGAAAAUGAGCGCUUACUGGACAUGCAAAGAAGGCAAAAAAAACGCAUUGAAGAAGUGAGAGAGACACAAAAGAAGGAUGAAGAAUUUAUGAACAUGAAAGAGAAACUGCGGAUCGAAAUACAGAAGGGGCUUAAUGAAUUGGAGAGGCAAUGCCAUGAUAUGACAUCACUGCUUCGUGGCUUAGGAAUACCUGUGGGAGGAAGUUUAAUCCCGUUGCCCAAUGAGGUGCACGCUGCAUAUAAACGGGCCUUGUUAAAGUUUCAUCCAGAUCGUGCAUCCAAAACUGACAUUCAACAGCAGGUUGAAGCCGAGGAGAAGUUCAAGCUCAUCUCUCGCAUGAAGGAGAAGUUUUUGUUGACUUCUUGUCACUAAAUGCUAACAACUGAAUGGGUGCGGUGGUUGGUAUUUUGAUUCAAGUGACUUUGUCUGCUAGCUUUGUGUUUGUCUUAGUUUUUAAUUGUUUUCGUUAGUCCCCCAAAUUUUAUAGACGAGAAAUUGACAAGAAUAUGUAAAGAUGUUCUCUUUUUUAAAAUGCCAAUUUUGGGGGAUGGAUAGUAAUUACUAUCCACCAAUUACUAUCCACCCGCUUCAUAUUUGAUAUUGGGUAUAUGUUAAGGUCACUUUAAAGAGCAUAAGGGCUUUGCAGCAUUCAGUGAAACAAAGUCAACAUGUGUUUAGCCUAUGUUGGUAAAUUGGCUUUUAAGGCUACAAACCGAGUAUGUUACAAGCUUCCGAUCCAAGUCUUUGCUUGCUGUCCUCACACAUGGCAUAAGAAAAUUAGCUUGUAGUGUUGUUUUACCCCUCCUAUCGGGCUUCGAUUAAGCUUAUGUAAAUUUCAAUGACCUUAUUAUAUCUAUUGUUAGA
This is a messenger RNA of Gastrolobium bilobum, 2673 nucleotides long. RefSeq lists its product as uncharacterized. The transcript has 5 exons. Bases 538 to 2181 code for a protein of 547 amino acids. The record is from RefSeq and is a predicted model, not a curated record. Lineage: Eukaryota; Viridiplantae; Streptophyta; Magnoliopsida; Fabales; Fabaceae.